CUGCCUCCGCCAGCCCGGGUAGUGCCCUUCCCCACAGAUCCACCUGCUCCUCCCAAAGCCCUGUCCCCCUCCCCAGCCUUGAGCCCCAGCCCUUGCUGCUCCUCUCUCUUCACAGAUUUGGGGGGCUGCUUUCAGAUUGGCAGGAAUAUUGUGGGGAGCUACUCCGGAUCACCAGGGCCAUGCACCCCGGGGCUCCUGCAGCCCCUGGAAUCUCCGAGCCAGGGCCCCGGGAGCUGUGUGCUUUUGUGAGCGGGGCAGCUGCCCACAUACUGCGCACCCUGCACCCCCGUCGGACCCGGCCCCCAAAAAGGAGGCCCAACCACAGGAGGUUCCUGCACAACCAGAUCUGCAGGCAGUUUGCCAAGAUUGAAGCUGCCACUCAGCGCCUAACCAUGUCCAUCCUGUCCCAGGAGGCACCUCCCCGGAGACAACCACCCCAAAGGCCACCCCCACCACCUCCAUCCCCCUUCCUGGGGGUGGCCUGUGCUGUGGCCCCCACUGAGGCACCCUAUGCCAGCCCCAGCCUGAGUCUCGCUGCCCUGGAUGCCUCCACCCUCGACCUCUUUGAUGACAUUGCACUCACCCCAGAGUGUCCCUCACCCCACCUCUUCGGUGACUAUCCCUCCAGUUCCGUCUUACCCUGGUUCAUCUCUGCCUAG
Camelus dromedarius (Arabian camel) is the source of this 659-nucleotide messenger RNA. RefSeq names its product chromosome 9 C19orf85 homolog (gene C9H19orf85). NCBI's taxonomy places the organism in Eukaryota, Metazoa, Chordata, Mammalia, Artiodactyla, Camelidae. The coding region runs from base 180 to 659 and encodes 159 amino acids. The transcript is spliced from 3 exons. The record is from RefSeq and is a predicted model, not a curated record.